Messenger RNA from Puccinia graminis f. sp. tritici CRL 75-36-700-3, 1028 nucleotides. RefSeq lists its product as uncharacterized. Bases 69 to 1028 code for a protein of 319 amino acids. The record is from RefSeq and is a predicted model, not a curated record. NCBI's taxonomy places the organism in Eukaryota, Fungi, Basidiomycota, Pucciniomycetes, Pucciniales, Pucciniaceae. The transcript has 9 exons.
CUUAGAUCUCGGGAGUCCAUCGUCGUUUGCUCGAAUUCCACUCGAGGUCCCAUACAUUUUCCCUUCGAAUGGAGCCCGCAUUUUUUGGCGUUCUGCUUGCCUUGUUGGACACCUUUGUUCGGUUCGUCAAUGCCAACAUACCACUUUUUCGAAGGCGUUGGAGCGUCGAAGAAAUGCCAGAAUUGAAAGGCCGUAUUGCCAUCGUCACAGGAGGUAACACAGGUAUCGGGUUUUUUGUUUGCCUCGAACUGGCUCGCCGAGGAGCAAAAGUUUAUCUAGCCUCCAGAUCAGAGUCCCGCGCUAAAGCGGCAAUCCAAAAGAUCAAAGAACUCAUUCCGGAUUCAGAGGUUGACUUCAUCCACUUCGAUCUCACGAUUUUAUCGUCGGCUAGAAAGGCAGCAGAUAGCUUUAUCAGCAAGGAGGCCCGACUUGAUAUAUUGAUCAACAACGCCGGUAUUUUGGGAACUCCCUAUAAGCUCAGUCCAGAUGGAAUUGAGUUGCAAGCUUGCAAUGCAAUCGGUCAUUUUGCUCUAACGUCACACCUCCUACCAAUUCUCAGAAACACAGCGGUUUCAUUCCCGGAUUCACAUGUCCGGAUAGUCAACGUUGCCAGUAUGGCAUAUUUACAGGCAGUUGCUCCUGACCUUUCUAGCCUUGAAGGAUUGAACAGAGCGGCCGAUUCACCGAUGGGCAGGUAUAACCACAGUAAGCUCAAUAAUGUUCUGUUUACGAAUGAACUUCAAAAAAGAUUUUCGGAUACCAGUAUACGCUGUCUAUCGGUGCACCCAGGAUUCGUUGCCUCUGGAAUCACGAGAGAUGCUUUUGACAACGAGGUAUUUGCCUACUUCUUGAUGAAAAUCAUACGCCCCUUCUUCGCUGCCCCAUGCAAGGGUGCAAUAACUCCGUUAUAUGCUGCCACAUCUCCCGAGAUUGAAUUAAAAAACCUUCGGUUUGUGGCAUUUAGCAAUUCCUCAUCACGCUCUAUUCCUAGCAUCAAGUUAUCCGGAAAGAUCGCUGACAUAGCAUAA